GGGUGGUAAGGAAAGGGUUUCUAUCCUCAAUUUGAACUAGAACAGUUCCCGAUUGCAAUUCUCUCGUACCAGAUCCAUCGUCAAAUCCGACUUGGUCGCUCUUUCCUUCUCCCCAGUCCACAAGCACUUUUCCAUCCGUGCGAAGCACAAAACUACAUACAUUCAAUUCACCCAACGCAUACAUAUUCUUGAAGAAUACCAACACCAAAACCGCCGUUUAGGGCGCCAGAUACAGCUCCAAACAACAUCCCAACCCCUGUCAUUUCCCACCUUCUAUCCUCUCUCAAAAUGUCUCCUCUCCCCCUCUCCACAAUCCCUCCACAAACCCACACUUCCUACCUCCUCGACCAAUUGGCCGGCGAACGCCUCUCCAUACCCGGUUCCAAAGGUGUCUUCCGGAUCCUCGCCUCGUCCGCCCAAACAUCCGGCGCCAUCGCCGUCUUCACCUCGGGCGCCGUCCUCGCCGACGCGCCCGGCUUCCACUGGCAUGAAGAAGCCCACGAUGUCUUCCUCGUGACAAAAGGCUACCUCAAACUCUGGAACGGCGACAAAUGCCGCGUCAUGGGACCGGGCGACUUUGCCUAUGUGCCGCCGAAAGUGAUCCACAACCCCCUCCUCCUCGGCCCGCACACCGAAACCUACGGCCUCGUCGCCCCCGGCGACUGGAUCGAUUUCUUCCGGCACGUAGGCGAGUCGUACGCGGGCGUGCUGGUCCCUGAGAACGACGACCGUGAUCUCAAGUCCCUGCUCAUCCCUAAGCUCAUGGCCGCAAAGGACCGCUUCGACGUGCACUUCCAGCGGGACCCUUCCUACCAACCACCAGAAGAGGCGCCCUGGGAGGAGAGCGAGAACCAGCUCGCGGAGCCGGGGUCGCCGUACUUUUUACGAGGGAAUACGGGCCCGCGGUGGGUGCUGGGAGGCGUUAUGAGCAGGCCGUUCAUUCAUGCUGAGCAGACGGGGGGCAAGUUUGCAAUCUCGAGUAUUGAGUCGUCAGAGCUGUAUGGUGGCAGUGUGUUGGGGCGGUGGAUGGCGUUUAAGAGUGUGGAUCAUUGUUUCUGCGUGCUGGAGGGGCUGUUGAAGGUGCGGCUUGGGGGGAGCGAGAGUUGGAAUGAGGUGCGGGAGGGGCAGACGCUUAUUGUGGCCGCGGGGGAGACGUUCACCAUUGAGUUCGGGAGCCGGUACGUACGCGCGUGGUCGUUCACGAAUGGAGAGGGCAUUGAGGAGGUAAUCCGGAAGGGUGGAGAGUCGUAUGCCGGCUAUGUUAUUCCAGAAGCACCCCUGAACGUAGACGAGGGACGGCUAGCGAAGGCAUUUGAAGAGUUAGGGGUGUCUAUAGGCCAGGCGUAG
This is a messenger RNA of Paraphaeosphaeria sporulosa, 1347 nucleotides long. RefSeq names its product cupin domain-containing protein. Lineage: Eukaryota; Fungi; Ascomycota; Dothideomycetes; Pleosporales; Didymosphaeriaceae. The record is from RefSeq and is a predicted model, not a curated record. The transcript has a single exon. Bases 289 to 1347 code for a protein of 352 amino acids.